AUGCUGGCAUGGCAGGACGGCGGGGCCAAGGCGGCCCCUGCCCACCACAAGAUCUCCUUCUCAGUCCUCGACAUCCUGGACCCGCAGAAAUUCACGCGCGCUGCGCUCCCCGACGUGCGCCUCGCUCCCCGGGAAGCCAAGAAAAGUUUGGCGGAGGUCGGAGCAGGAAAGGACGCUAGCCCCGGGCACCCGGUGCGACAGCAGGAAUCCCCCGAUGCUGCGGGCCAAAGCGCCGGCCCGGCGUCCCCCUUGGAGGGCUCGGAGGCCGAGGCGGAGGAGGAGGACGAAGAGGACGCGGGGCGGCCGCGGCGGCGGGAGCCGGCUGCGCGCUCUCCGGAGGCCCGGGCGGCGGCGCUGGCAGCCGGGCAGCGCCGCGCGGACGGCGGGGGCGGUCCCGUGGGCUCCCCGGGCUCUCCCGGCUCCCCGCGGCCCCGGCGCCGGCGCGCCGAGCCCAGCUGCGCCAAGCCGCGGCGCGCGCGCACGGCCUUCACCUACGAGCAGCUGGUGGCCUUGGAGAACAAGUUCCGCGCCACGCGCUACCUGUCGGUGUGCGAACGCCUGAACCUGGCGCUGUCGCUCAGCCUCACCGAGACGCAGGUCAAAAUCUGGUUCCAGAAUCGCAGGACCAAGUGGAAGAAGCAGAACCCGGGCGCCGACGGCGCGGCGCAGGCCGGGGGCGGCCCGCCCCAGGCUGGGACGCCCGGGGCCGCGGCGGGGGCCGGCGGCGGCGCCGGGGGCAGCCCAGGCCCGCCGGGCCCCGGCGCACUGCCCUUCCAGACCUUCCCCUCCUACUCGGCGGCCAACGUGCUCUUCCCGGCCGCUGCCCCCUUCCCGCUGGCCGCGGCGGCCGGGAGCCCCUUCGCGCCCUUCCUCGGGCCCUCCUACUUGGCCCCCUUCUACGCCCCGCACCUAUGA
Lepus europaeus (European hare) is the source of this 915-nucleotide messenger RNA. It is a transcript of the gene NKX1-2, whose product is annotated as NK1 homeobox 2. Gene Ontology annotation, biological process: cell differentiation; regulation of transcription by RNA polymerase II. Lineage: Eukaryota; Metazoa; Chordata; Mammalia; Lagomorpha; Leporidae. The coding region runs from base 1 to 915 and encodes 304 amino acids. The transcript is spliced from 2 exons. Gene Ontology annotation, molecular function: RNA polymerase II cis-regulatory region sequence-specific DNA binding; DNA-binding transcription factor activity, RNA polymerase II-specific. Gene Ontology annotation, cellular component: nucleus. The record is from RefSeq and is a predicted model, not a curated record.